Molecule: messenger RNA, 939 nt
Organism: Hippocampus comes (tiger tail seahorse)
Lineage: Eukaryota; Metazoa; Chordata; Actinopteri; Syngnathiformes; Syngnathidae
Product: centriolin-like
Exons: 5
Coding region: 478-939 (153 amino acids)
Source: RefSeq, a predicted model, not a curated record
UCUUAAGACUUGUGCGAAUGCAAGCUAAUGCUCGUCUCCAUGGCAACCAAAAUGUGAUUGAUUUAUUUGUUUGAUUGGUUGUUUUGGAGGGUCUAAAGUUGCGCGCUAUAUUUCUGAUAGGGACUUUGCCUUUUUGACAAGUCUGCUUCAGCCACACUCGCCGUACUUCAAAUGUUAGUAGGUUUCCGCUAAUGAAAAGCCAACUUCCCGUGUAGAGCUUUCACGAUAAAAGCUUGAUCCCGCUCUUCACUAUGUGAUGCUCUUAUUGUGAAGCACUUGUAAGGAAAUCAAACAAUUUUGAAACGAAGGUACCCGCGGGAGUGGCUGUGACUUCCCCGUUAGCCGUUAAGCUAACGAGCCGUGCGUUUCGAAAGUCGAGCACAAAACAUUUGCAAGGUCAAAAUAUUCUUGAAUGAUUCCAGGAGCGCUGAAGAUGACGACCGAGCAAAGGGCCCACCUGAGCGUGAGGAGACGCGCAUGAAGCCGAGUGACAUGAACGCUCGCCUUGAGGACGCCCUGUCCCGCAUCGCCGUGGAGGCACAAGAGAUCCAAGAGCUGGAGCAGCAGUUGACGGAUGGGCAGAUUUUGGCCAAUGAGCUCCUGCAGAAGGACCUGGAGGGGAUCCUCGGUGGACUUCAGGAAUAUCUCAGAGGACUUCGACUUAAGGCCAGUGAGCUGCAGGCUGAGAAUGAAAAUCUUCAGCGCCACCUGGAGGACGCUCAGAGACACCGCAAGAAGCUGGAGGACACAGCCCGGGUUUGUGAUCAGAAGAUGGCGGCCCAGCAGGAGGCGCUGGCGGCGCUGAAGAUGGAGGCCCAGGUGCUGAAAUGGCAGAAGGCGGGGCUGGAGGCGGAGCUGAAGGAGAUGAGGGAGGAGCUAAACCAGCAGCUCACACUGGGACAGGUGAGCCAACGCUCCCAAAACGACACCAUCCAAUAA